AUGUCGAACGUCAGAAAAAGGAUGUAUGACUUUCCAGAUAAUGACGAAGAAGAUCCAAUAAUUAAACCAGUUAAAAAAGUUAAAACAACAAAACCCCGUUAUGACGUUGAUUUAUCAAGUGAUGCAGAUGGAAAAAAAAUUCCACCGUACACUAUCAACUGUGGAAAAGGAAUAAUGAUGGAAGUAAAGGAGUAUAGAGGUUCAUUCUAUAUAGGGCUCAGCAGAUGUGCUGAAGGAUCCUCCGAGAUCAAGAAUCGAUUUAAUAUACCCAUUGCGCAGCUAGAAACGUUGGAAAAAGCGUGCGUUCUAAUGUUGAAUUACAUCAAAGACUACUUUGAGUCCUUAACUCGAAAAGUAUCCACAGUUUUACCAUGUCCCUCACAGAGCUACACAUCAGUGACAGAAAGACAUGAAGCAAUUAGUUAUUCUAUAAUAGUAACCGAUGUAGACGAUAAUAUUAUUUUUCAUGAAUAUUUUUCCGGGGAGAAUGUUAUAAAAGAGUUUCUGAACACUUUAAAUGAAAUUUCUAAAAAACUUUUGAAGAAAAUGCAUCAAACAGCAGGAAUGAUAGAAAAUAUUAACAGCAGUUAUGAUCCUGAUAAAUGUCACAUUUGUAAAAAAAAGUUUCUAAGUAAUGAAAUAAGAGUUCGGGAUCAUUGUCAUUGGGGUAUGGGAUACAUUAGAGGUUUAGCACAUCAAUCCUGUAAUCUUAAUUACAGAGCUACAUAUUUUAUACCUGUAAUAAUUCACAAUUCUAGAAACUAUGAUUCUCAUUUAAUUUUGAAAAAUUUAACACCUGAUGUUAUAAGAGCAAUUAAUAUUAUACCGGUAAAUAUGGAAAAAUUUACUAUGUUUUCAUUAGAUGCGUUGAAAUUUUUAGAUUCGUUUCAAUUUUUAGAUGCAUCAUUGGAUACUUUAGUUAACAAUCUGAAAUCAUCGAAUCACAAAUUCAAAAUUUUCAACAGUUUUUAUAAGAAUGAGAAAAAUCGUCAUUUACUAAAAAGGAAAGGAGUUUUUCCUUACUCUUACGUUGAUGAAUUUGCAAAAUUAAAAGAAACUAAUUUACCACCGAAAGAAGCUUUUUUUAACGUUCUCACAAACUCUCCUAUUAGUGAAAGUGAAUAUAAACACGCUAAAUUAGUUUUUAAAACAUUUGAAUGUAAGAAUCUUGCAGACUACUUAGAGUUAUACCAAAAUGUUGACACAAUUAUGCUUUCAGAAUGUUUCAAUUCCCUACGUCGCACCGCGAUGAAGUACUAUCAGUUAGACCCCGUGUUUUUUCUGACUAUGUCAGAAUUAACAUGGAAUGCCGGUCUUAAAUUGACAAAAGUAGAGUUACAAUUAUUGAGUGAUGUAAACGAAUACAUAUGGUUCGAGUCUCAAAUGAGAGGAGGGAUUAGUUUUCUAGGAACGAGAUAUGCAACUGCAAACAAUCCAUACAUACCCGAAACGUAUAACCCAUAUGAACGUCAGAAUUAUAUCCUCGCACUUGACGCUAAUAACCUAUAUGGUUAUGCGAUGAGCCUCCCUUUGCCAAUAGGUCAUUUUUCAUGGCUUACAAAUGAUGAAGUUCUAAACUUUAAUAUUUUUGACUAUGAUGUAAACUCAAAUGUUGGCUUUAUACUUGAAGCUGAUUUACUAAUUCCGAAAUCAAUUCAUAAUCGAACAAGUGAUCUCCCAUUGGCUAUUUUCUCAGAAUCUGCAUUCCUUGACUUAAGAGACUCAUUUUCUGAUAUAAUGGACUGUAGUAAUUUCCCACCUGGUCAUAUUUUACAUAAUUUAAAAAAUAAAGGUAAAUUGGGAUAUCUGAAAAGUGAAACAAUAAAACCUAUUAAGGAGUUUAUAGGACUGAAACCUAAGAUGUAUGCUUUCUCCUUUGGUGAAACAUGUAAAAAAACUGGCAAAGGUGUAAAAAAAUCAACUCUUCAGAAUUUUACGAUGAAUACGUAUAAAGAAGUUUUAGAAUCUGAAUCGAGUUUGAAGCACAAACAAGCACUCAUUAUUUCAAAAAAGCAUGAACUGACAACAGUUACCCAAAACAAAACUACUUUAUCUGCAUAUUAUGAUAAAAAAUACUUGAAUGAUGAUGGUAUUACAUCAUUAGCAUAUGGACACUAUUUGAUUGAAAAAUAA
Molecule: messenger RNA, 2133 nt
Organism: Uloborus diversus
Lineage: Eukaryota; Metazoa; Arthropoda; Arachnida; Araneae; Uloboridae
Exons: 4
Coding region: 1-2133 (710 amino acids)
Source: RefSeq, a predicted model, not a curated record